CUUUGAGGUUGGAAACGUCUAAUUUUAAGAGUCAAUUUUAUCGAAAAAUAAUUAAUUUACAUUAGUGGACACCCCCACAUGAUGUUUAAAUUUGGUUUUUCGAGCACCAUUCCGGAGGAGAGUGCACCAGAUUCGCCCAAACAAACCUUAAAUUGGCUCAAAAGUCACAAAAUUCGCCCCGAAACCGUCUCACUGCCUGACUUGGCCCCAAAUUCGCGUCGUUGUGGCCAAUUCGACGUUAAAUUCAUCUCAAAUAAGGCUGUUUUAAGUGUUUUGAAAGAUGGGGCCCCAAAUGCGGAAAAAAGCCACUCAGACUUAAUCCCCGCUGUCUACGAAGGGGGGCUAAAAGUCUGGGAAUGCACUUUCGACCUAGUGGAUUUCCUCGUCAGGGAAAACAUUGAUUUUGGGGGGAAAAAGGUGCUGGAUUUGGGGUGUGGGGCCGGUAUUGUCGGGAUUCUGGCAUGUCUCAAGGGGGCCAAGACAGUUUUUCAAGACUAUAAUUUGGAAGUGAUAAAAACGCUAACAAUUCCCAAUAUUCACUUAAAUGGGCUUGAUUGUGAUAAUUGUGAGUUUUUCUGCGGCGAUUGGGGCUCAUUUCUCGACUUGCAACUAACUGAGGAUAAAAAAUACGAUUUUAUUUUAACUUCUGAGACAAUUUAUAACACAAAUAAUUAUAAAAAAAUAUUGAGCAUCUUUAAACAGUUAUUGGAACCAAGUGGAAUGAUAUUUUUGGCCGCGAAAUGCCACUACUUUGGUGUGGGGGGCGGAGUCCCCCAAUUCGAAGACUUGCUAGACUUGGAAGACGUUUUUGACCACACGACGUGUUACCAAAGCCCUAGUGGCGUAAAACGGGCAAUAAUAAAAAUCACGUUUAAAAACUAAGGGGCUAGUCUUUCAUAAACCCACCCAUCGGCCCCCUCAUGGGUGAAAACCCCAUCAGCGGGCACCCCCUUUCUGAACCUGAUCCGGUCGUGGAUACGGUCAGUCUGCCCCUGCCAGAAUUCUAUGGUAUGGGGGCGCACAAUGUAGCCGCCCCAUUGUGGGGGCCGUGGGACUCCACCCUCGCCGUACAAACUCUUCAAUUCGUGUUCUUUGUGCGCGAGGAUGUCUCGACUCUCAAUUGGGUGGCUUUGGUUGGAGCAAAGGGCCCCAAUUUGGCUCUGGUAGGGCCGGCUUUGGAAAUAUUCGUCGGCGGCCGAAAAGGGCAGUUUUUCAACGGGGCCCUCGAUACGGACCUGGAAUUUUCACUUUGAUUAAUUAAUUAAACAAUUGAAAAUAAUUACAGAUCGGUUGCAAAACGCCCAAUAGAAUGUCAAAGCACAAUUCGGGUUCUCCUCCUAAUGAAAUAAUUAAUUAAUUAAGUGUGUUUAAUUUUGGUUAAUUACCAAUUCGCGGCCUUUGCGACUUGUGUAAUGGGUGAAAAAGCGGAAGCCUUCUUUACUGUAGCCUUUACAUAACACGAAUCGUGCUGAAGGAAUGCCAUUUCUGAAAAAAAAUAAUUAAUUAAUUAUUUCCUGAAAAAAAUUAUUAAUUACUUGGUUGCGGUUGAUAAACACAUAGCGUUUGGUUCUAUUACGGUUGGGUUAUUUCGCACAAUACUGAACCAUUUUUCGAAUAAAUGAAAUGGUUCCUUGACUUCGAUUUCGUCUUCCAGAAAUAAAUUGGUUCUGUCGU
This is a messenger RNA of Tribolium madens (black flour beetle), 1674 nucleotides long. Its product is annotated as histidine protein methyltransferase 1 homolog. The transcript has 5 exons. The coding region runs from base 79 to 882 and encodes 267 amino acids. Gene Ontology annotation, molecular function: protein-L-histidine N-tele-methyltransferase activity. The record is from RefSeq and is a predicted model, not a curated record. NCBI's taxonomy places the organism in Eukaryota, Metazoa, Arthropoda, Insecta, Coleoptera, Tenebrionidae. Gene Ontology annotation, biological process: peptidyl-histidine methylation, to form tele-methylhistidine.